AAGGAGCUCGAUAUAAGGAGCAAGAAACGAUGAUCAGCCCCAAGAAACUGCUUAGGAUGGCAAGGAAGUGGCAGAACUUGGAUGCCACCGGAGGGAAGUUUCUCGCCACGCCUUCAGUGGCAGAUAAGGGACAUUUCGUCGUCUACACGACGGAUGAACGGCGCUUCAUGAUACCCUUGUCGUAUCUUUGCAGCGACAUCUUCCAAAUGCUCUUUGAGAUGUCUGAAGAGGAGUUUGGGCUGUCAAGCGACGGCCCUAUCAUCAUGCCUUGUGAUGCAGCUGCUAUGGAGUACAUAGUGUCCCUAGUCAAACAAGGCGUGGCUAAAGAACUGGAGAAAGCUUUGCUGAAUUCAAUUCUCUGUAGACGGUGCUCAUAGACGGCAUCUUGCUAUCGAAGUCUGUUUCCAAGUUCUUGUUCGCAGUUAAUGAUAGCACCAACUCUAACGUGUAACUAGGCCACACCACACAGAUGAAGCUUGUAAAUAUACUCAGCUUAUGAUUCUCAAAUGUGAAGUAUACAAAAUCCUAGAUAGUAUAUUUU
This is a messenger RNA of Rhodamnia argentea, 541 nucleotides long. RefSeq names its product auxin-responsive protein SAUR64-like. The transcript has a single exon. Gene Ontology annotation, biological process: response to auxin. Bases 30 to 377 code for a protein of 115 amino acids. Lineage: Eukaryota; Viridiplantae; Streptophyta; Magnoliopsida; Myrtales; Myrtaceae. The record is from RefSeq and is a predicted model, not a curated record.